AUGGAUUUUCACUCCUGGACAAACAAACCUACGACGAACUGCCACUCACUAGAUGGCUCGACAAGUCAGGGCAUCCCAUACCAGGAUAUCCCAUACCUGAACCGGGAAAUGCAUCAGGACCCGGACAGAGACAGGUAUACCUCUGAUGAGGAGGGCACUGUAACGGACAAUGCCGCAGAGGAGCUUGAACUGAUAGCUGUGUCGAAACGCCCAACCAGAUUACUCCCACAUGGUACGGUCGUCCGUACCAAUCUGGAGCCAUCUGUGCAGGAAGCAACACCUUUGAAUAAGAUAUGGUGUGUCAAGUUGAUGGAUGAUGCCCAUGCCCCGGAGAAAAUAAGCGGACAAUUAAACGUGGCGAAGGACCCCAGGAAGCUGAGGUUCCCCCUGCAAUCAAUAGAGUCAUCAGGGUUCAACGACGUGGUGCAAAUUGAUCAUCAGAAGAUAUGCAUGAUAGCCACGGGCUACAACCAAGCGUUGGUAAUGAUUGAUCAUUUCACGAAUUACGCAGAGGCAGCGCCCUCUAUGACAGCAUCAGAGGAAGAAACGUGCGAUCACUUGAUAAAUGUAUGGAUAGCGAGACACGGCUGCCCCAUCACAUUCCAAUCGGACAAUGGCAAAGCACUCGUGGGCGAUCUCACGAAGGAGUUAAUGAAGAGGUCGCAGGUGGCCGAGGCCCACUCGACCAUCUAUCACCCACAAACAAACGGCCUAGUCGAAAGACAAAAUCGCCCGUUAGUAUCCAUGUUGAGAGUUUAUUGCUCACGCUACAUGGAUGACUGGGAUAGACACUUGUUGCAAGUGAUGGGCGCUUAUAACAGCACAGAACAUUCCACAACGGGAAUAAGUCCGCAUAUGAUGCUAACUGGUCACGAGAAAGCUCUUCCAUUAACGUUCUUCAACCCUGAGUACGAAGGAAAGAAAACAGCACCGCAAACGUACGUGUGUGAUGUUAUUAGAAGACAGCAGGACCUCAAUGACUUAUGCAGGAGGAACACACAACAGGCGUAA
Molecule: messenger RNA, 1011 nt
Organism: Symsagittifera roscoffensis
Lineage: Eukaryota; Metazoa; Xenacoelomorpha; Acoela; Convolutidae
Exons: 2
Coding region: 1-1011 (336 amino acids)
Biological process (GO): DNA integration
Molecular function (GO): nucleic acid binding
Source: RefSeq, a predicted model, not a curated record